Molecule: messenger RNA, 662 nt
Organism: Musa acuminata subsp. malaccensis (wild Malaysian banana)
Lineage: Eukaryota; Viridiplantae; Streptophyta; Magnoliopsida; Zingiberales; Musaceae
Product: transcription factor TRY
Biological process (GO): regulation of DNA-templated transcription; cell differentiation
Cellular component (GO): nucleus
Molecular function (GO): transcription cis-regulatory region binding
Source: RefSeq, a predicted model, not a curated record
CGUUGUUCUUAGCCUUUCUCCUUCUGCCUCUCCAACUACCUCUUCUUCCUCCCCACCUUGCCCAAAGUGUCGCCGCUAUAUAACCACGCAGUUGCCGCCUCUGUUCUCUCGUACCUUGGUCGGUCGGGGCUGUUCCAUCUUUUGCCAUCUGACACAGGCGGACGAACGGGAGGCCAUGGACAACCGCCGUAAGAAGCAGCGCAGGGCGUCCAGCAGACGGGAGUCGCAAGAGGUCAGCAGCGUGGAGUGGCAGUUCAUCAACAUGACGGAGCAAGAGGAAGAUCUCAUCUAUAGAAUGUACAGGCUCGUCGGCGACAGAUGGGAUAUAAUAGCUGGCCGGAUUCCGGGGAGGAAGCCGGAGGAAAUAGAGAGGUUCUGGAUAAUGAGGCACGGUGAAGGCUUUGCUGCUGCCAGGCGAUAUGGCAAAUACCGCUGAGGGGAUGUGGGCUUUUGUUCCGGAUUAGGAUGAUGAGGCUGCUCUCUACAUUCUAUUCUUUUGCGUUCCUUCUCUUCUUGGUCCUUGGUCCUCGGUUUGGAGAGUUUCCUGAGUCGAUGCAUGUUGUGCGCUUGAGUUUGGUUGAAGCGUGAGUGGAGAUGUCCGAUCCAAUCCAUCCAUAUGUAGACAUAUUUUGUAUCCACAAUAUUCAAUGAACUUGAAUUCA